AUGCCGCAGCUUGAAGACCUACCGAACGAACUCAAGCUCCAAGUAAUAAGCUACUUGCCGCAACAAGACCUCGCCUCGUUCAUGCGGACAAACAGAACUUUCCAAUGCCUGGUCCAGCCUAUCCUGUACCAUAAGAUUGAGAUAUCGCACCAGAAUCUUCCACAGCUGCAUGGCCUUUGCGGACAGCUGGGAAGAUUCGACGAGACCAAAAGAAAUAAGAUCGGAGACCACGUCUGUCUAAUCGAGAUCGACACUGACAGACUCGACCUUGGCACCCCAUUCCAAAUACCCGACUGCGAUCGAAAGAAGACGGAGCAAUGGAUAGACAACUUGCUCAUGCCUUACGGGGCAGCCAACUCGGUUACACCUGCUAUCCCGUAUGAUCCAGAAGCUCGAGAAAAAUGGCGUGGCGCCUUCUUUGUUCUCAAUUCACUGGACGCCCUGCUAGCAUACAUUGCUGCAAAAUCGGCAAAUUUGGAGUCUCUGAAACUAGAUCUCUCCGGAUAUUUUCAAACACCCUCAGUCGCUGAGCUACUCUACUACAAGAUACGCGCCGACUUGCAGUGCAAACGGGCACCCUUCCCAAAGCUUCGUCACCUCCAGAUCGACUCCGUACUGGACAUUGAUAUUCCAGUCUUUGCGUUGUCCGAACUUCGUCAACUACAAAUCCGUUUCCUCGACGAUGACUCGCCGCUCGAGAUUCCUGUUUUUGAGAGCAACAAUCUAUCGCAUUUACACGUCCUUGACCUCUACUAUAUCAAAGAUACAAGUUCAAAAGCGAGGACACUCUUGAGUGACUAUCAAUUCCCACACCUUACAAAGCUUUGA
This is a messenger RNA of Bipolaris maydis ATCC 48331, 828 nucleotides long. RefSeq lists its product as uncharacterized. Lineage: Eukaryota; Fungi; Ascomycota; Dothideomycetes; Pleosporales; Pleosporaceae. Gene Ontology annotation, molecular function: protein binding. The record is from RefSeq and is a predicted model, not a curated record.